This is a messenger RNA of Zingiber officinale, 432 nucleotides long. Its product is annotated as DNA polymerase delta catalytic subunit-like. Gene Ontology annotation, molecular function: 3'-5'-DNA exonuclease activity; DNA binding; DNA-directed DNA polymerase activity. Gene Ontology annotation, cellular component: delta DNA polymerase complex. The record is from RefSeq and is a predicted model, not a curated record. NCBI's taxonomy places the organism in Eukaryota, Viridiplantae, Streptophyta, Magnoliopsida, Zingiberales, Zingiberaceae. The transcript is spliced from 3 exons. Gene Ontology annotation, biological process: DNA replication proofreading; base-excision repair, gap-filling; nucleotide-excision repair, DNA gap filling. Bases 60 to 323 code for a protein of 87 amino acids.
UAAUAAGCAAGAAGAGAUAUGCUGGAUUGUACUGGACAAAGCCUGAUAGUUUUGACAAAAUGGACACAAAAGGCAUCGAGACAGUCAGAAGAGACAACUGUUUGUUGGUAAAGAAUCUGGUAAACGAAUGCCUACACAAGAUACUAAUUGACCGAGAUAUUCCUGGCGCAGUUCAAUAUGUGAAGAACACAAUUUCAGAUCUUUUAAUGAACCGUGUGGAUUUGUCUCUUUUGGUUAUAACAAAGGGUCUGACCAAAACUGGAAGUGAUUAUAAUGUAAAGUCUGCACAUGUUGAGCUUGCUGAAAAGAUGCGAAAAGUAUAGAUCUUAUCUGUUUGUUAUCUUGCCUUAAUUUAGAACUGAUUUUUUCAUUAUUUUUAUCCUUGUAAAAAAAUAAAAAGGUGACAAAGAUCGAUACAUUGAGAACAUAUAC